GUUUGAGCUCGAGCCGGUGCGAGAGAGACAGUUACGCACGAUUUUAGUCCGUCAAAUGCUUAUUUAACGAUGAGAUAACACAGAUCUCACUCUUGUGGGCUUCAGCAGCAAGGAACAGAGUUUUCCACUCGAAAAUAUCUUCCUGGAAUUUUUGGACUGUGGAAGUAUCUUCAAUUGCAUUUCAUUCCUUCUCACCCAAAGAACAGUGACACUCUGAAACCAUCUCUAAUAGGACCAAAAGGGAUCUUCAGAGCUGCUACGCUCUGCUUGCAAUUAUGGAGUAAAAUAAAAAGUAUAGAAAUAGACUAAAUAAAGGAGAUGCACAGAAGAGGAGAGUUGAAGUGUUCUGCACUGGAAUGUCCUCCCACACACACUCACAUGGUUUCUAUGGGGAUUUCUGCAUAGCGGCCUUCUGCUGGAUGGGAGGAGGUUUAUUUCUGUGGCAUCUGAUUGCUCUGCUGUGAUUGGCCAGUACUAUUCAGCUGCUGCACUGCCAUUGAUCAGAAUGCCAGCAAAGGGGAAGUACCUGCUGAAUGAGCUGAAGUUGAAACAGGAAGCACUGUACAGGAAAUUUUCUGGCAUUAGCCAAUACCAGCCCUUUGUUCUGUUGCUGGGACUGAGCAUGCUCACAUGUGCAACACUGCUAGUGCUCUUCUUUAGCCUGGGAAUGAAAGCAAGGGAGCAUGCUGCAUUUGUGGGUGUUGUGGGAGGAGCGUUCUGCUUGUUCCUGGCUGUGUUUAUAUUAGUGUGUACAGAGACCCUCUCCCAGAGAUGGAGAACUUUGCUCGGUCUGGGUGUGUGGGCCACACAUCUCACAAUGGGCUUCACCUUUAUUUUCAGCACAAACCAAAUACAACCAUGGGACCAGGUGCCCAUCUUCCUCUUCAUCAUCAUUACAGUCUACACCAUGCUGCCAUUCCAAAUGAGCUAUGCUGUAAUAUUGAGUAUCAUCUCCUCUCUGUCUCACAUCAUUGUUCUGUCAGUGCACCUCAAUGUGGUCAAGAGUGACACUGGACACCCCAUCACUAAUCAGUUGUUGUCAAAUGCAGUAGUAUUUGUUUGUGGAAGCGUGGUUGGGGCAUUUCAUAAGGUUCUGAUGGAAAAAGCUCUCAGGCAGACGUUUCAGGAUACUCUCCGCUGCCUUGGCAUUCGCAUGAAACUGGAGAUCGAGAAGAGACAGCAGGAAAACCUAUUGCAGUCAGUGCUCCCUGUGUACAUCUCCAUGAAGAUGAAGUUGGCCAUAAUGGAACGCUGUAAGUGUAAAGAUAAAGAGGAACAGCAGCGUAUUGUCCGAGACAACAAUUUCCACAGCCUUUACGUGAAGAGACAUGAAAACGUCAGUAUCCUGUAUGCUGACAUUGUGGGUUUUACACGUUUGGCCAGUGACUGUUCUCCUAAGGAGCUUGUGAUCAUGCUGAAUGAACUUUUUGGGAAAUUUGACCAGAUUGCAAAAGAGAAUGAAUGUAUGCGAAUAAAGAUUCUUGGUGACUGUUAUUACUGUGUGUCCGGCCUCCCCGUUUCUCUACCAAAACAUGCCAAAAACUGUGUUAAAAUGGGCCUGGACAUGUGCGAAGCUAUCAAGCAGGUGCGUGAGGCAACAGGUGUGGAUAUAAACAUGCGAGUUGGUGUGCACUCCGGAAAUGUCCUUUGUGGUGUUAUUGGCUUACAGAAGUGGCAGUUUGAUGUGUGGUCACAUGAUGUCACUUUAGCAAAUCAUAUGGAGUCUGGGGGGUUACCAGGCCGAGUUCACAUCACGGAGGCGACUCUGAAGCACUUGAACAAAGCGUACGAGGUGGAGGAGGGAAAUGGAAACCUGAGAGACCCCUACCUAAAAGAGCUCAACAUCAAGACUUACCUGGUUAUAGACCCACGGUCAAAAGACCAAUCGCUGAUGGCUCCUAGUGUUACUAAGCCUCGAGUGAGUGACGGUUUGAAGAUGCGAGCAUCUGUGCGGAUGACGCGCUUCCUGGAGUCGUGGGGGGCUGUCAAACCUUUCGCCCACCUGCAGAGCCGAGAGGAAUUCAGCACAGAUGCCAUGGUCAAUAGCAAGGGUCGUAGCAAGGACUUCCCUCUUAGAUCAGUAUCGACAAAAAUUGCAGAGAGCUUUGAUGAGUCUCUUGAGGAGCCCUUCUCUUUACCUGUCCCCCCCUUGAGCACAUAUAAGUAUAAAUCUCAGAAGACGAAGUUUGAUGAAGAACUGCAUGACAAGAUGACCACCACCAUCAAUGAUCUGAGCUCAAGCAAGCAGUGGGUGAAGUCUGAAGAGAUGUCUGGCCUCACACUGUGGUUUACUAAAAGAGAUCUGGAAAAGCAGUACAGUACUAUAGAGAUGCCAAGCUUUAAAUACUACAUUGGUUGUGCCACCUUCAUCUUCAUUUGCAUCUUCAUCAUCCAGAUGUUUGUGACCAAGCAACGUAAAGAGCUGGGACUCACAUUUGGAGUAUUGGGGUGUGUUCUGCUCUUGAUCUUGUGCAUCUGUUUUGCAGGUCAUAUUCAGAGGAUGUUUCCUGAGAAGUUGAAGUCAUGUACGUGGUUGUCUGCUCUAUCUAAAGCAGUGGUUAAGAGACCUUUUGUGCGCCUUCCUUUGGCAACCAUUGCUACCACAGUCAUAGUCAUCAUCGCCAUGUUCAACUUGUAUUUAAAAAUUCCUGGGAUUUUCUGUGACUUGCGGCAAAAUAACAUCAGCAUUCCUGUUUCUAUAAAAGAUGGCCUUUUCUAUUUGCCUUACUCUGUGUAUAAUUGUAUAUUGGCAUUGAUUGCCUGUGGCGUGUUUUUGAGGGUGAGUUUUGAGCUGAAGGCGGUCUUCCUCUUCAUUGUUUCUACUGUGUACUACAUCAUCAUCUUCUACUCUCAGAAUGAUCUGUUCAGCUGCUACAGCUACUUGCUCUAUGCCAACCGGAGCUGUGUGGAGGAUGAUCAUUUGCUGUGCAAAUCAGGACUUAUGAAGCACCCACAAUACAUGAGCUGCAUCUACAUCACACUAUUCCUCUUUACAAUGCUGCUCAUAUCCCGCCAGAAUGAGUACUGCUGUCGUCAGGAUUUUCUGUUGAAGAACAAGAAUCUGGCUGAUAAGGAAGAAGUUGAGCUAUGUGAAAACUUGAACCGUCUCCUUUUGGAGAACGUUCUCCCUGCACAUGUGGCUGCACUCUUCGUGGGCGAGAACAAAAAGAAUGAGGACCUGUACUAUAAAUCGUAUGACUGUGUAUGUGUGAUGUUUGCCUCUGUGCCAGACUUCAAAGAGUUCUACACAGAAUGUGAUAUCAAUAAAGAAGGACUUGAGUGUUUGAGACUUCUCAAUGAGAUCAUUGCUGACUUUGAUGAGUUGCUGUCUAAACCCAAAUUUAGUGGUGUGGAGAAGAUUAAAACUAUUGGCAGCACAUACAUGGCUGCUGCAGGCCUGAGUGGACCUCCUGAGCAGACCAGCCAGGAUCGGGAGAGGCAGCAUGUACAGAUAGGGAACAUGGUGGAGUUUGCCAUUGCUCUGAUUGGCAAGCUGGAUGGCAUCAACAGACACUCAUUCAACACAUUCAGGCUUCGCGUGGGUAUAAACCAUGGCCCAGUGAUUGCUGGUGUGAUUGGGGCCAGGAAACCACAGUAUGACAUCUGGGGAAACACUGUGAAUGUGGCCAGCCGAAUGGAAAGCACUGGGGAACUUGGCAAAAUACAGGUGACGGAAGAGACGUCAGAUGUGCUGCAGAAACUGGGUUACUCAUGUGAGUGCCGUGGCCUGAUAAAUGUGAAGGGGAAAGGAGAGCUCAAAACCUUCUUUGUGUGCACAGAUUCCAGCAAACAGCAAGGAAUCAGUCUGAGCUGAGACUGAAGCCUCAGUCCUCAAAACCAUUAACACAGUCAUACACAGACUCUGGACUUAUAUGUGAUCUAUUUGUUUUGUUAAAGUAUUUUUUAUUGCUACUGGACAUGUUACUUAAGACCAUGUAGAAAGAACUGCACAUUCUUUAUUACUCUGAAAUGUUUGUGUUUUGAUAGCAUUCGGAGACCUGAAACUUAGAUGACCAACAUUUUACAACAUACACAUACAGAACGUAUCUUACACAAGCUGAAUCUUCUUAUGGGAAAACACAGACAAUGGGUAACUGAGUUCACUGAAGGAAAACGGAGUCAUUCUUAGUAUUGCUCUUAGACUUUCUGGGUACUGCUGUCACUGAGCCCUUGAUCCAAUAGACUUAUUUGGGAUGACUGAGCUGGUCUGUCACCACACACACACACACACACUCAUUUGAGACUCACAGGCGGAGGGACCAAAGCAUGACCCACACAAACCCACCAUCACAGUUGAGCAGAUUUCAUGAAUCCUUUUAAAUCAUGGUGUUUGAAGACAAAUAUUCCCAUGCUGGGCUCUCUGACAUUAAAUUGCUGUGGACCUUGAGUUUAGUGAAUGUGGAUGUUGGAGGCCUUCCCUAGCUUCAAAUAUGUUACAGAUGAAAACUAUUAAGGAAUGUUUAUCUACAUAAACUGGAAGAAAUGUACAUCACUGAAGCACAUUCAAUUAUGGCAAAAUGUGUACUUGCAUUGCUUUUCCAUUUAACAGAAAGUCGUCAUCUCCUUAAUCUUUAAUCUUGAAUACUGACCAAAAGGCUUUUUGGCCACUUCUUAAGUUGUAAAUUUGCUCAUUGUUGCACUUGGGCUGCAUUGUGCCAUGCGUUUUAUGUCACAUUGUUGCUAAUUGAUUUGCUCAACUGUCUGCUUCUGUUAAUUGAGACUGCUUAGUGAAAGUGGGAAGUAUUUGUGUUUGGGUUGUAUUUGUGUCUGAUGAAGCCAUAGGCAUAAAUGUUCAAAAGAGAUUUUUAUGAUUAUCCUGUGCUUCUUUGUUUUGAGCCCUCUAGGUGAACAUUACAGUCUGACUGGAGAUUCUGUGGUGCCUUUCUGUACCCUGUCUGCAAAGUUUGUCAGGAACAUGCCUACCAUCACCUCUAUUUUGAAUGCAAUGUUAUAGAAUAAAUAAUUUUACACUGUAUAUACAGUGCCUAUAAAAAAUGAUUCACCCCCCCGUUGGAUGUGUUUAUAUUUUUAUGGUUUUUGAAUAUUAAAACAUUGUGAAAUUAACAAGGCUUUUUUGACACUGAUCAACAGAAUAAAAGACUUUCAUAUAAAAAUCAAAACACAUUUCUACCAAUUAGCCUAAAUUUAUAACAAAUAUUAAACACAAAAUACUUGAAUUGCAUAAGUAUUCAUGCCCUUCAAGUUAGUAUUUUGUAGAUGCACCUUUGGCUGUAAUUACAGUCUUUAUCAACUUGGCACAUGUGGACACUGCAAUUUCCCCUAUUAUUCUUUGCAAAAUCGCUCAAGCUCUGUCAGGUUGUGUGGGGAUCAUGAGUGCCCAGCCUUUUUUAAUCAUCCACAGAUUUCCAAUUGGGUUGAGGUCUGGAAUCUGACUCGGCCACUCCAGGACAUUAACAUUUUUUUUUUUUUUAAACCAUUCUUGUGCAGCUUUGGCCGUAUGCUUGGGAUUAUUGUUUUGCUAGAAAAUUAAUCUUCUCCCAGGUCUCAAUUCUCUUGCAGACUGCUUCAGGUUUUCCUCCAGAAUGUCCCUGUAUUUUGCAGCAUUCAUUUGACUCUUUACCUUUACAAGUCUUCCAGAGCCUUAUGCAGAGAUGUAGCCACACAGCAGGAUGCUAGCUACCAACACCAUGCUUCACAGUGGGGUUGGUGUAUUUUUGAUUAUGUGCUGUGUUUGGUUUGCGUCUAGUUUGAUGGGCAAAACACUUCAUUUUGGUCUCAACAGACCAUAGAAUCUACUUCCAACUGACUUCAGAGUCUUCCACAUCCCUUCUGGAAAUUCUAGCUGAGAUUUCAUAUGGGUUUUUUUUUUUUUUUCAAUCUCCCAUAAAGCUGUGACUGAUGAAGAGAAACUGACAGGAGAAACCUGGGCAACAGUUGUUGUAUGCGCAGUCUCUCCCAUCUCAGCCACUGAAGCUUGUAAGUCCUUCAGAGAAGUCAUAAGUCUUUUGUUGGCCUCCCUUACUAGUCCCCUUCUUGCAUGGUUGCUCAGUUUUUGAGGACUUUACUGAAGAUUUACUGCUGUGCCAUACUUUUUCCAUUUCUUAUUGAAUUUAUAGUAUUCCAAGGGAUAUUCAGGGACUUGGAAUUUUUUUUACUAAAAUCACUUAAAACAUCUUGACUGUGCAUAAGUGAUCUCAAUUUAAUUAAGUGAAUUUCAAAACUAGGUGGUUGUACAGUGAUUAUUUACAGUUGAAGUCAGAAGUUUACACACACCUUAGCCAAAUACAUAUAAACUGUUUUUUUCACAAUUCUUGACAUUUAAUCGUUGAAAACGAUUACUACUUUAUUAUAAGAAUGUGAAAUUUCAGAAUAAUAGUAGAGAAUUAUUUAUUUGUUUCAUCACAUUCCCAGUGGGUCAGAAGUUACAUACACUUUGUUAGUAUUUAGUAAAAUUGUCUUUAAAUUGUUUAACUUGGGUCAAACUUUUUGUGUAGCCUUCCACAAGCUUCUCAAAACAAGUUGCACGAAUUUUGGCCCAUUCCUCCAGACAGAACUGGUGUAACGGAGUCAGGUUUGUAGGACUCCUUGCUCACACAUGCUUUUUCAUUUCUGCCCACAAAUGUUCUAUCAGGAUGAGGUCAGGGCUUUGUGAUGGCCACUCCAAUACCUUGAAUUUGUUGUCCUUAAGCCAUUUUGUCACAACUCUGGGGGUAUGCUUGGGAUCAUUGUCCAUUUGGAAGACCCAUUUGCGACCAAGCUUUAACUUCAUGGUUGAUGUCUUGAGAUGUUGCUUUAAUAUAACCACAACAUUUCCCUUCCUUAUGAUGCCAUCUAUUUUGUGAAGUGCACCAGUCCCUCCUGCAGCAAAGCACCCCCACAACUUGAUGCUGCUUCCCCCAUGCUUCACGGUUGGGAUGGUGUUCUUCAGCUUGCAAGCCUCACCCUUUUUACUCCAAACAAAACGAUGGUCAUUAUGGCCAAACUGAUCAUUUUAGUUUCAUUAGACCAGAGAACAUUUCUCCAUAAAUUAAAAUCUUUGUCCCUAUGUGCACUUACGAACUCUAGUCAGAGCAAUGGCUUCUUCCUUGCCAAGUAGCCUUUCAGGUUAGGUGAUAUGACUCAUUUUACUGUGGAUAUAGAUACUUGUCUACCUGUUUCCCCCAGCUUCUUCACAAGGUCCUUUCCUGUUGUUCUGGGAUUGAUUUACUCUUUUCACACCAAAUAACGUUCAUUUCUUGCAGACAGAAUGUGUCUCCUUCCUGAACAUUAUGAUGGCUGCGUGGUCCAAUGGUGUUUAUACUUGCGUACUAUUGUUUGCACAGAAGAAUGUGGUACCUUCGGGCAUUUGGGAAUUGCUCCCAAGGAUGAACCAGACUUGUGGAGGUACACAAUUUGUUUUCUGAGGUCUUGGCAUAUUUCUUUUGAUUUUUCCAUGAUGUCAAGCAAAGAGGCACCCACAGGUUCACCUCCAAUUCAGUACACCUGCUACCAGACGCUAAUUGGCUAGUUGUCUAAAGGCUUGACAUAGCUGCUUAAAGGUACAGUUAACUUGGCGCAUGUAAACUUUUGACCCACUAGAAUUGUGAUAUAAUCAACUAAAAGUGAAACAAUCUGUCUGUUAACAAUUGUUACAAAAAUUACCUGUGUCAUGCUCAAAGUAGAUGUCCUAAACGACUUGCCAAAACUAUAGUUUGCAAAUAUUAAAUCUGUGGAGUGGUUAAAAAAUUAGUUUUAAUGACUUCAACCUAAGUGUAUGUAAACUUCUGACUUCAACUGUAUGUGAGUUGCAUUAAAGGGGGUGAAUACAUAUGCAAUCAAUUAUUUUGUGAUUAAUAUUAGUUUAAUAUAAUUUUGACUAAUUGUUAGAAAUGUGUUUUGACUUUGAUUAACAGAAAAUACUUUCAUAUUAGUGUAAAAAAAAAGGAGUAUAAAGUUCACUAUGAUUCAAUAUUUAAAAAUAAAAUAUAAAAACAUACAAGGGGUGAAUAUUUUUUAUAGGCUCUGUACACAUUUUAUCUCCCUUAUCUGACACACCCAAUUCAGGUCGUGGAGCCUCUACUAACGAACUGAUGAGUUGAAUCAGGUGUGUUUGAUUAGGUUAAUAACCAAAAUGUGUAGUGUUGGGGGGCCUCCAGGAACAGGGUUGGGAACCACUUAUCUAAGCAUUUUACAAUUUAUUUUAUUUGGACAUUUACAAAUGCUUUUUACUGACACUUCUGAAAUGUUAAUGCUCUUGAAGGUUACACUCACUGAGCACUUAAAUAGGAACACUAUGGUACUAAUAAUGUGCACGACAUGGUCUUCUGCUGUUGUAGCCCAUCCGCCUUAUGGUUCAAUGUGUUGUGGAUUCUGAGAUGCUACUCUACUCACUUCAAUUGUACAGAGCAGUUAUCGGAGUUACUGUAGCCUUUCUGUCAGUUCAAACCAGUCUGACCAUUCUCCGUUGACCUCUCAUCUACAAGGCAAUUCCGUCCGCAGAACUGUCACUCACUGGAUGUUUUUUGCACCAUUCUACGAAAACUAUACAGACUGUUGUGUGUGAAAAUCCCAGGAGAUCAGCAGUUACACAAAUACUCAAACCAGCCGGUCUGGCACCAACAAUCAUGCCAUGGUCAAGGGUAAUUUUUUUCCCCACAUUCUUAUGGAUGAUGUGAACAUUAACUGAAGCUCCUGACCUGUAUCUGAAUGCUUUUAUGCAUUGCACUGUUGCCACACGAUUGGCUGAUUAGAUAAUUACAUGAAUAAGUAGAUGUACAUGUGUUCCUUGUAAAGUGCUCCGUGAGUGUACAUUAUAAUUUUAUAGCUCAUAAAAUUCUUUAAGAUUUUAUACCUGUGAAGGUUUUCUGAGUGCCUCAUUUGCCAACACAACAAGGUUCAAGCUUCUCACAGUGAUGCAUCCUUUCUUUUGUAGCAUAUAUUUGCUUCACAAAUUGAUUUAAAGGAUCCAGCAGAGUCAUGCUGUGCAAUAAUUAUCUCAGUUCCUACCAAAUUAUCUUUAGAACUCAGCAGUGUGUCAUCUGAUAUUACUCAAUAUAUAGAACACCUGCAGUUUAAAAACAAAAAUGGCACAGUUG
Messenger RNA from Xyrauchen texanus (razorback sucker), 9035 nucleotides. RefSeq names its product adenylate cyclase 7 (gene adcy7). The transcript has 27 exons. Gene Ontology annotation, molecular function: adenylate cyclase activity. Gene Ontology annotation, biological process: intracellular signal transduction; adenylate cyclase-inhibiting G protein-coupled receptor signaling pathway; cAMP biosynthetic process. The coding region runs from base 506 to 3814 and encodes 1102 amino acids. The record is from RefSeq and is a predicted model, not a curated record. Gene Ontology annotation, cellular component: plasma membrane. NCBI's taxonomy places the organism in Eukaryota, Metazoa, Chordata, Actinopteri, Cypriniformes, Catostomidae.